AUCACAUCGUUGCCCAAUUCCAUUGCAAAACUCACAAUGGUUUUUCUUCUCUUGUCGAGCGUUGUCCUCAGCGGGCUUGCGGGCUCUGUGGCAGCCAAUGUGAAUGUCUUCCACGCCAGACAGGAUGCACAGACCACAACCGAUCUCUCGUAUUCGGCCUUGUAUACAUCCUGCACCAACUAUGCAGCCACAUGCCCUCCCAUUGUGAGCUCUUGCGUUGACAACUUCUGUACUUCCUGUGCCUCACUGGGAGGUAGCGCAUUCAUUUCGUGUUGUAGUCAAACCACAGCAGCUGAGUGCUUCUCAUCGCUGUUGCUUGCUACCACGACCACGGACGACAACACUUCUCCGGGAGCCGGAACCAUGUCGAUCACAGGCACAGCAUCAACUGCCACGGACUCGUACUCGGCCAGUUGUUUCAGGGCGUUUUCAAUGAUUGAGUCAUGUGCUGCCGCGACUUCAGGAUUCACCACGUUAGAUGAUGGCGAUCAAGCCAGCUGCCUUUGUUACGCAGGCGCAACCUAUGACCCGGGGCCAUUCGACCUGCUCCAGAGUGCGUGCGUUACUUACGCAUCCACAGCGGAUCCAAGUGGUGUUUCAGUGUACCAGGCGGCCGCGGGGCUUUGUACUCGGGUCGGGGAUGUGAGGAGCGCGACGGCAACAAUCAGCAUCACAGAGCCGCCAGCACCAGCUCCAACCACAUCGAUCCCCGUGGCCACCCAUACGCUGCCUUCCGUCACCACAAGUUCGGCAACGACCUCGAUCCCAGCUGCAAGUGGCGCUGCCUCAAGACAAAAUGUUCCGGCAGGCUGGCUCUUGCUUCAAGUAUUUUGGUUGUUCUGAAGCCUUUUCCAGGCGCACGGCUAUCUGGGCCUUCUGAAACGAACAGGUUGUGGCGUGGUGUUGGAGGGAGUGAGCUCUGGUCAACGGACAGUGCGACGGACGGAAUCCUCAGUUGAUGGAUGUGCCGCGCAAUGCGGAAUACAUGACGGCAGGCCACAAAAGCCUGAACCUUGCAAUGAGGAUGCAUAAGCUGAUUUGCUGGCCUGUAUUCCCCCUGAUCAGAGAAUGAGUUGCGUGCUUGAUGUUCGAAAAAGCCAUAAGCGAGUACGAGCGCCGAGAAGUAAUUAAAAUGAAAUGCUUCGAGUCGGACA
Molecule: messenger RNA, 1154 nt
Organism: Cladophialophora immunda
Lineage: Eukaryota; Fungi; Ascomycota; Eurotiomycetes; Chaetothyriales; Herpotrichiellaceae
Exons: 3
Coding region: 37-843 (268 amino acids)
Source: RefSeq, a predicted model, not a curated record